GAGAAAACUCGGGACAACAAUGUGAUAACCUACGAAAAUACGAAGUUUCAAUCUUGUUUACCAAUGUUUGCCAUUACCACUGUUAUGUUUAUUCACCAUUUCUCAUUCAUUCGCUCGCGCGAGAGAACUAUUGAUAACGUGAAUUAUGACAACUAUUGCAUCCGAUAAUAAUUUCCCUCUAUAACUUACUCUAGCUUUCAAGUAUCACGAAUUCACGAUGGCUACUAGAGCUGCAGCAUUUACAGCUAAAGUACGCAACUUGCAUGACCAUCAGUUGCGGCUUCUCCACAGCAUUGUUCCAGUACCCAGUGGCUGCGAUGUGGCUAACACCUUGAAGUACUUUACAACAACUUUAUUAACUGUGAUGAAAGAUGUUCCCAAGUCUCCUCUUGUGAUGUUGAAGCAUCCAGAAGAAGAUGCUGCAAGAAUGGCACUGUUUCCGAGUUUAGAUUAUAAAGGCCUUUAUAAUGCUGUUGUGCAGCUCAUAGAUGUCGCUCCCCUCGUUCAGUUUGGUUUACAAGCCAUGGGUGAAGCAACAUUACAUUGCCUUGGUUGCAUCAUGCCAUUUUUGGAGCGUGAUCAAAUAGAUUCCCUGCCUUAUGUGACUAGCUUAACAAUGGCCGUUUUUCCGCGAGCCCUCCAUCAGAAAAUUGUCAACGCUCUUUGUUUCUAUGUACUUCCUUUUACCAUAGCAAGGAUAGCGGGAGAAGAGAAGGAAGGCUAUAUAAGUCAGUCGUUAGCGGCUGUCAUUAUGAUGGUUUUCCAGUAUUCUGAGGACAUGGCUCAUCACUGUCAGCUACUAGAGUGCUUAAUGGGCAUGAAACAACUCUUAGUAAAAGAUCUUCUCUGUGUUAUGGCAUAUGGAACAUCUAAUGCAAGAGCUUCUGCAGCCAAAUUACUUUUCUACUAUUGGCCUACGUUUAACUCAAGUCUCUUUGAGCGGAAAGGCGCACCUCCGAGAGUCACGAAUGAUUGGACUCCUUUUGCCUGUCAACGAGAUCAGUGCCCUAAUGUAGGAACAGCAGAAGCAGCGAAAGUCUGUUUUGACCAUUGCAUAUCUAUCACUUACUCAAGUGACACUCCACCACCUUUGUAUUUGUGCAUCGAGUGUGCCAAUGAAAUCCACCGAGAGCAUCCCAAUCAAAUGUUCUAUGAUAUUCUCCAUCCAAUGCAGCAGGUGUCUGUCUCGUGUGAAAACAAGAGCUGCCGCUCAGCUGACAAAAGUGUUGUUUCGCUCUGCUUCUCAACAGAAUGCGCCAGCUACAAUGCAAAUCACCCAAUUCGCUACUGCCAGCAAUGCCACAACUCACGGCAUAACAAUCGGAGAGGAGGUGACCAUAUAGUUCAUACAUGCUUGUCUUCAGCAUGGCAGAUGGACAUGCAAAUGAGGAACUACCUCAUCGAGGCUAUCAUCAGUUUAAUGAAAGAGGCAAGACCAACAACGCCAGAAAUUCCAAAAGAUAUGACUGACAUUCAAGCCAAAGCAGCAUUACUAAAUGUCUUGGGGCACUCAAAUCAGAUCUCUGUUGAAGAGAGGCAGCUGAUGGGCCGGUUCGGUGUCCUGCUUCUGGUUGGCCUUUGUGUUCCAGACAAGGAAACACCGGUAGAAGUGCUAGGGCGCUUACUUUCAAUGCUUUUCCAUUGGUUCCACGUCACGGCAUAUUCUUUUGAUGAUCAAGCUGAGUGCACCUUGGAACGCCUGAAAACAGACUAUGUUUGCAGUUGGUUGAACACAGUUUGUGAAACACAUUUCAAAGUCUUCAUAUCAUGCUUGCUACCUCAUCCAGCUGAUUAUGCUCGUGUUGGAGGCCACUGGGAUAUGCACACAACACGGACAGCUCAUCUGAAGAAUGGCCUAAACCGACUGUUCUGUCUUGUGCCUUAUGAAGUUAUCUCAUCUGAAAUUUGGGAUGAAGUAAUGCCAUUCUGGAUGGAAGCUAUUGUGAAAGAUGUUCCAGACAAAGACCUUUGUGAAUUGAAAAUGCUUCUCAGUAAAAUUUUGGAUCCUGACAUGAGUCCACUGGGGUUUGAUGCCAAAAAGAUGUAUCAUUUUGUAGCUGUUAGAUUCAAGAAAACAUCACCCAAAGUUCAAGAACAAGCCUUAGCCUGGCUUCAGGUUUUAACAGCUCUAGAAAUCGUUAUUCCUCUUCAUCUAUUAUUUUCAUUCUUUGAGGAUGGCAUAAGCAGUUUGAAGGAACAUUCAAAUUCUAAUGGAGAGCAACUGAAGAAAAGUAAAUUAGCACCAGUUUAUGGAGAAGGCACUGAUCAUGUCACACCAGAAAAAGAAACUUUGCCGGGCAUUAAUAGCCCCAAAACUGACCCUGAACUAACUCUCUCCUGCUCUGUUUUUAUGCUUGAUAUCAUUCUCAGACAGAUGGAGUUACAUGAAGUGGAGAGACAUACAGGAAUCCAUACCGUCGUUGCACAGGAUGUUUGCAGACUCCUGCAAGAUAUGCUCUCGGCCUCCUGGUUGACGUUUCACAAGUGCACUACAACCCCCGAUUUUAGCGAAUGUUCCCUCUGUGAGAUACUCAUUACAUGGCACCAGCUAUGCCUUGAACUGGUUGAAUAUAUAGCCCAAGAGAACUUGGCACACCCUCCUGAUCCUCCACUGGAAGAAGCAAAAGAAGAAGAAAGUAGUAUACAGCGUAAAAGUCCACCUGAUACUGACAAGAAGUGUGACUCAAAAUCUGAAGUUGCUGGAAUGAUGCAGUUCAUGGAUAUUCCGGCAGUUGGAGGUGUACUUGUUAACAUGCCUCAUAUAAUGACAGCAACAGUUGAAACAGUGGUUGAACAGCUGGACUUAGCUCCAAUUAUAUUGCCGGAAAGAGUCAUCCCUCCAAUUGCAAGAGCAGUGACUUUGACGCACUCUGACUCUGCCACAAACACAGCUAGAGUGCGAAAACCAACUCUUGUCAGUGAGACGGAAGAACAGCUGGAAACAGAGGAUAUGGAAAACUUUUGGCACACAUCAGUCGGGAAGUUUCGCUUUGUUCUGACAGAAUUACCGCAGCAAUUUCAGUUCAUUCAUCAGCUGCUAAAGGAAUUGCCAACGGUUGAAUCGCCAGAUGUUCUGUACUACAUGCUCCAGUGCCUGUACCGGUUUGUUCUUCAUGGUGAUGCCCUCAACAAGGCAUUGAAAGACCACCGUGGAUUUAUCGUCUGGUGUCAAGAAAAUCUUCUAAUCCGCAAUUUGUGGGAACUGUGCAAUGCUGAGAAUUCUCAUAUUUGUGAAGUCUGCGUUCCAAUCUUGCUACACUGUAUAUCAUUGCCUGUAGGAUCCGAUGUGUUUUGGAAAGUUAUCCAAGAUGAUUUUCACUCAUCUGACUGGAAAGUUCGAUUCGCUGCUGUGGAAAGGGUCACAGUCAUCGCUCGUUUUAUGGAUUCAACACCGUUGCGCAAUAAUCUUCAGCUUCAAGCUGCCUUAGCCAAUGCUUUUUGUUACCUCAUCUGUAGUCUGGAUGAUAUCAACGUCUACACUGCUCAACGUGCCACCUUAUUCAUGGGUACUAUCCAUGAUUCUGCAAUCAAGUCACUAAUAUUAUGCUUUGAAACUCAAUUUGACACUCUGAUAGUGGACCGUCCAAUGGUUUUGCAAUCUCUGUACCAACUUCACAAUUGUCUAAGCGAUCGGCAUAUUCUGAGCUGGGAAUUUUUCUUAAAUCGCUUUGACGCACUUUUUAUUGAAGCACAAAUCAAUCUAGAAAAAACUGGUGAAAUUUCCUACUUAAGAGAUCUGCGAAAUUCUGACCUGACAAGCGAGGUUUUGAUCAAGAAACUGCACCGUGCCCAAGAAGCACUUUUGAUUCAAUCAGAUACAAGUUCAGCAAAAACACUGAGUGCCAGUUUCGGACCCAAAUGGCCGUACAAAAGGACCAUGUCAGCACCUGCCUCCAUGCUGUCUCGUCAAGAUUACAAACUAGCAGACAAGGAGAAACAGUACAGUCGGCAAUAUUCCGCACCUAUUCUGAAACGGAAAAGUUCACGAUUUGGAAUGGGUCAGUGCGUAGCUUCAGUUCCUAAUAAUCCCCCUAAUUUGAGUAGCCAACUUCAACCAGAUGGGCAUCUCUACUCUUUGAAUCUUAAUGAAGAAACAGAUUCGACAAUAACACUGCACCGAAUCAUCGAGCUAGAAGAGGCAGACAAAGAGACCAUACAUCUUUUGAUUUUUCUCCUGAUGCAGUUCUUGUCUCGAUCAGACCAGGCAUUUCCUAGCGAAGAAAAAGGCCCAUCCAGAACUCAGCUCAUUUUGUUACGUCAUCUUUAUUUGCUGCUUGGCUACAAUCAGAGUGAUAGAAUUUUCCACAUGUCUGCUGAAAGAAUGAGAUGCUCCGCCUCAAUGAAUGCGUUUCUGUCCUGUCUUCCACAAGUGCUUGACCAAAAUCACUUAAUGGGGAAGAUGCUCCUACCAACAAGUCUCCUGCUUCUGCAGCAUUUCAUCUCUCCAGCUCACACGCUCUGGCUAUUGGAACCCUAUGCCAGGCGAUCGUGGCUAAUGACAAUGAUAGUUCUUUUCUACAAGUAUGAUUACUCUUCAGAACCCUUGUUCAGCGAGGUUAUGUCAAUCAUAAAAAUCGUUAUGAAUACAAUCGAAUCCCAGCAUCAUGUUUGCCGCCACAUUCCGCCUACUGUCAUCAUGCCGGGACCCCCCUCCAGAUCUAGAGAUACAAGUCAACCAUUGUUGGGAAUCGAUAAUGAUGGAGGACUGAGUGGAGGUACUCCUCCAUUUUCACCUGGGUAUUCAGCGUCCGAUUGCGGGUUACGACCACAAGUUGGAAGCGUGCAUGAAAAAGGAGCAGGAAGUAUGGAAACUCACUGGGAAGAAGAUUUUUCGCAUGAUCAAGAGAAAGACAAACGACCACCGCAUAUUCAUGAUUCAAACUACUCAUCAACGGAAGCUGAAGAAACGGAAUCAGAGCUGGCCGUAAUUCCUGCAAGCAUAAAAUCGGACAGCACAGCUCAGGGUAGCUCUCAAGGCUCAUUUGAGGAAGUUCCUGAUGAGGAAGCCAAGAAAAAAGUAGAAAUUAGUGGUAAGACACGGCCAACAUGGUUCCUUGGAAGUGAAGAUCAUUCUGUUCAAUCCCAGCCAAGUAGUGCCAAUGGAAAACGAGGGAUCCGGGAGGGAAUGAAAAUGUUAGUCGCUUCCUCACUGUUUGGAGUCGGUCGAACUUCUGAAUCCUCACAAGCACCACCUCAACCCCCUCCUAGUGCCCCUAUAAUGCCGAGAAACACUUCAGCUUCCCCUUCCACCCCUAAGUUCAUUGACAAAGAGCCAGUGAUGGACUGGACAGAUAGCUUUGUCACCAGGCAGAUGGCUUUGAAGCCUGCUCACCAUCCAAAAUGCAACAUUGAUCAUACUGUCAUGAUCACAACUCCCCCGUGGCAGUUGGAGUCCCUGCAUGGAAAAAAUAAGUUUCCCCCAUCGAGUGAGCUCAAACCCCCACAGAUCGUCAGCAGGAAUAAUAGCAUUGCCUCUAAGACAGUACCACCGCGAUCUCCGAUUCCAAAAGAAGAGGUUUACGAGUCUCCAGAAUCACCACUGUCUAAGAUGGAUGUUCACAUGGUCGGGUGGCCGUCGGACAAAGAUCAGGAAACAGGCUCAAAGCAAAGUGUCUCUCCUUUAGAAUUACCCGCUCCAGAGCGACUUUUGCCCAUCGGUGCUGCGCCAGUGAAUAGAGAGGGCAUGGUAUCUCUUGUGCGCCAUGUCAGCAAUGUUCUAGGGAUAUCUAACUCAAACGACUCUAAAACAUCAGAUGCUAGCCUGUCUGGCACUAUCAGUGAAUCGCUAUCUACCUCUCCUCUUCCUAAACAAGAUAGUUUAGACAAGCCGAUCAGUCAGAGCAGCACCAGUGUAAGUCCUCGCCGGCUAAUCAAACAAGUAGCUUUGGAGUCACCGCCACCCCAACUUCAAGACUCUGUAUUUUCUUCUGUGUUUAGGUCAGAGGAUUCCAAAAAUUAUCGCCAACCAUUACGAAAAUCAACAAGUCCGCAUUCGUUGUCUGCUGAGCAUUCCAAACGUCCUGAAGCAUGGAAUCAAAGAAAUCACACCCCCCUUGAUCCUGCUGUACAAUUUGCUUGCCAUGCUGCUACAGAUUUAAAAUUAAGUGCCUCCCGCACUGGUGAUGAAUGUGUCAUCAACAGAUGCGGAGAAUGUGGAACAGCCUUAGAAGAGUAUUCAGAAGAAGAAUUGGGUUUGUGUAUUGUAAUUUUAGGAACAUUCAUCCACCGGGAACCUGCGCUGGCGGCUCCUCUCCUGCCACAUAUUCUCAUCACUGUUGGAAAAAUGGCCACUUGGCAUGGUGAGAGCACUCCGAAAGGAGCAACCAGUGUUGCCCGCCAAUUUCUGCGUUGUGUUCUGCAUCAAUUGGCCCCCAAUGGAAUUUUUGUACAAAUGUUUCAUACUCAUGUUUCAGCAUCAACCAGACAUCAUUUCUUCCGCAGCGUAGCACAAGCCCUCCAUGAUUUCAAUGAACUAAAUCCCGUAGCCCCUCUUCAACUACUAUUUGAGAGUCUGAAUUCUCGUAAGUCACUCGUGAGCACAAAUCUGAAGGAGGUCCUCGCCAAUGUAGCCUGCUAUCUUGACUGUCUCCCACUGGAGAUUGGUCUCGGUUGUGCAGCGUGGAGUGGAUUCCUCACACAAUUAGAUCUCCUCCUCCGUAAGUUACCCACAACUCCGGAGGCCUCCUCGCUCCUACGCAUAAUGAACUCUGUCCUCAAAGUACCAGGCAUACCAGCUUCAAAAAGCUUGUUGGAACCAUUUACUAAGAUAUUGAGCUACAGCAUACAAAAUUCAUUUCUUAAGUACAACACUUUAGUCGACAUCUGCUUUUAUUGCUAUCGAGGUUACUCCAGGGAAAGAGAAAAACUGAUGUUGACAAGAACUGUGAUUUUUGAGCUGGUCCAGGCAUUAAAAUUCAAAAUCACCAUACCAGACUCCAAUUUUCUAGUUCUCAUCAGUUUCAUUUUGCAAGAUGUAGGUGGUGUCCUUCCACAAGCACAUUCAAUCGAACAAGGUAAAGUGCAGUUUCAUGAACAGAAUCCCAUCUUGAACACUGGCGCGGCCGAAUGUAUGCGCCAACAUCUGGCUGAUGCUUUAGAGUUCCUUGCUGAUUUUCAUACCCUCUCAAAAAUCAAGAGCUAUGGAAAAGAUUUAAGCGCAGGUUUGAAUGAAGACACCUUGGGUGGAACUUUGAAAGCAGGCAUUGCACAGUAUGUCGCAUUAGAAAUGACCCGAGGCACUAGUCGAGAUAGCCGCGCUGUUGCUCGAUAUUUACCUUGGUUAUAUACUGCACCUCCAACUGUUGUCCAGUCUGGACCUCGAGAUUUGAACGAAUGUAUAAAUGGAGUCAGACUUGCUUCUUGGCUGCUAUUAGGGAGUCUCACGCACUGCGCCCUCCAAAUGUCACCUUGCCUACCAAUCCCUCAAGAAGCAUCAUGCCACGUUGCUGAUUAUAUUCAGCAAAUUCUUUUGGGGUUCAUCGAUCAGUCAAAAACUUCUGUCAUCCACAUGUCUUCCUUAUUCCACGCUUUCGUUCUCUGCCAGCUGUGGACUGUUUACAUGGAGCAGUAUGCUGAAAUGAAUCCCCCAAGGAGUGAAGCUCACUCUGUAUCAAUGAGUAUCCUGUUCGAUUUUUGGUCCAAAAUCACAUCAACUGUUCUUCAGCUCGUCUCCUUUUCUAAAAUGAUGGCAGAGAUGAUAAAUUUACACUUUUUGAGUCUUUUAGAGGCCCUUUUGGAAGUGCACUCAUCGGUGCUCAGCAAACUUCUGCCAAUUUGGACUCCUAUUUUAUUUGCGCACCACAUCCAGUUACCUGGUCACCUUCAACUCCGUUUACAAAAUUGUUGCAAUUUUCCACCCACAUCGCCCUCCGUUGCACCCAGUUCUCCUGAUACCAGUGAAAUUAACCCGGUAUCACAUAAUUUAAUUCUUGUGCGUUGGUUAAAUCGACUUCAGUUCAAGAUGGGUCAAAUUGAGCUCCAGUCAUCCACAGCAACUCAGUUUUACUCUGUCUGACCCUUCAAAUUCUUAUGUAAAGUGCAUUUAGCAAAGCGUUCACUAAUUUUGUUUUCAAAUAGUGCUCUGUUUUAAGUGAUUCAUGUUUUUUAAGGACCCUUUGUAGCAAAUUUUUAGUUACUUAUUUCCUCUCACUUGGGGCAUGGUACCUAUUACAAGCGCUUCCAUUGAGAGCCAUUCACUACAAAACUAAUAUGAGAUGUGGAAAGUGGAUAAUGGCCUUUUCGUUAAAUAAAAGUUGAAAUUUGCAAUUCAUCUUCAAAACUAGCUUUUAUCCAUUUUUAUACUUUGAGUUGAGAAACAUCGAAUGAUUAUUAAAUUCAAUACGAAAGAUAACCUGUAAGAUUUCAUGGCGUUUUUGAUGACCACAAUUUUUGUUUUUUUCUGCAGUUUUCACACUAAUCAAGGAAUGCUUCUUGAAUCAAAAAGUUUUCUGUAUCGACACAAACUGUUUUCAGAGGAGAAUAAUUUUGAUUUCCAAUGCAUCUUUCUGCCCUCUACUUUAUCAACCCAUAGAUUUUGGUUUUUUGCCUGCUGCAGAAUGAAAUCUCAGUGUUUGAUUGUUGAUUCCUAAAAUAUUCAUGGUUGCGAAUGUUUUUAGGUAAUAUCUGUCACAGUGAACCUAGCGAGCAUUAUCUUAUAUUGUGUUUGUCCUGUAUUAUAAUGAUUUAUGGAGCUUACCUCGAUAGUGAAGUGUAUGCAGUGCCAAAUAAGUAAAGGUUUUUUCCAUCAUAGUCUAUUACAUGGAAUUACAACCUAGUGUUCCAAACGUUUUUCCAUGCUCCCAACACAAAUUGAAUAGAAUGGUCACUUUCUCUGUAGCAUUAACACAUCUCAAGAAAAAUGUAAAAAGUGCGCCUUAUAUUAAAAGCUGACCCUUGAAAGGAAGUGACCAUCAUUUAAGUUAAUUUAAUAUGAAUAAACCAUCAUCUUUAAAAAAUCAAAGAUUUAAAUGAAGUGUAAUAAUUGUAAUUAUCAUUUCAGUCUUUUGAAAAUGUUUUUGUUAAAAUUUUUAAUGUUACCGUUUUUCAUUUUGUUUUUUCUUUGUGUCUCUCAUAGUACAAGUUACUUACCAAACAGUUUUAUUCAUAACAUUUUAUAGAUUUUAUUAUCUUGUCAGUCAACCAGACUCUGUAGAAAAAUGUAAGUUUUUCCAAAUAGAAUUCACUAAGUAAAAGUA
Molecule: messenger RNA, 9194 nt
Organism: Bemisia tabaci
Lineage: Eukaryota; Metazoa; Arthropoda; Insecta; Hemiptera; Aleyrodidae
Gene: unc79
Product: UNC-79 domain-containing protein
Molecular function (GO): protein binding
Source: RefSeq, a predicted model, not a curated record